This is a messenger RNA of Capsicum annuum, 384 nucleotides long. Its product is annotated as alpha-crystallin domain-containing protein 22.3-like. The transcript is spliced from 3 exons. Gene Ontology annotation, cellular component: nucleus. Bases 1 to 384 code for a protein of 127 amino acids. NCBI's taxonomy places the organism in Eukaryota, Viridiplantae, Streptophyta, Magnoliopsida, Solanales, Solanaceae. The record is from RefSeq and is a predicted model, not a curated record.
AUGAGUUUGUCUCAACUUUAUGAACACAAGGAGCAAUCCAUUUGUUCACAAAUGUUAGACGUUGGCAUGUCAAAUACGUCUAAUUCUCAGCUCAAAAACUUAGCAUCUCAGUCUUCUAUGCCGAAUUCUGGUGAAGCUAAUAGUUCAAUUCCACUGCAUCCUCAACCGCUUAAUGUGGACCCAUCAUCUGGUAUCCAUGUCCAGAGAGAGUGGGACAAUCUUAUAAAUCAUGCUAAUGGUGGGGUUGCCCUUACUGGAUCGGAUUUGUUAGGAAAGGUUGGGCCACUCAUUGGUUCAGUUGAUAUAACUGAAUCUGAAGUUGCUUAUGUAUUUCGUGUUUCACUUCCUGGUGUUGCUAGGGAUGAAAGUAAGUUCUAUAUAUGA